AUGGAGUCGUCUGCGGGCAUGAAGUGUGGACCAGAUAUGUGGAGGUUGCAUGGUGAUGAUAGCAAUGCAAUCAUCUUGCUGGAAAAGAGAAAGAAUAAAAAGAAAGAAAAGAAUCAGGUGGCUAAAAAGUUUAAGACGAAUAAAAAACCUGAACUGAGCAAUUCCCAGAAAAGAAAGCUGAAGAAGCUUGAGGAGGAGAAGCAGAAAGCACUUCUGUUAUCAAAAAGCAUCGAGACUUUGGAGAUGUAUAAGAUUCCAGAGGGUGCAUAUUCACUUAUGAGGUCUUCACGAAAUUUGGGUCAAGUUGAAACUGUCCGUGAAAAGCGUAGGAGGGCAGUGCAUUUUUCUAAGGUGGGUUUAGAAGUGCCACAUAGUUAUCGUCUCAAGAGAAGGGCUGUAGACACUUCUGAAGGUGAAUCCGAUUCUGAUAAAAUCCAGUCAAGGCACGGGUUCAAUGGAAAUGGCUCUUUGCAACUAGUGAUAGCAGAAAGAGAAGCCCUAAGUGACACUUCUACUGAUUUGGGUCCUUCUCGAGGACUAGUUUCCCAUGAAAUUGGUAUCGUUGGUGGAUUAGAUGCCCCCAUGCAAGUUCAGCAAAUUAUUAAUGAGAGUAAUGACAUGCCCAUGCUUGAAGAUCCGCAAAAGACUUGGCUCACAGAUGUUAAUAAUCACAGAAAGAUGAUUAUGUCACUGGAUCUGGUAGAUGAGAGUCCAAAAGUUAACAUCAGUUGUACAAGCAACCUUGCUAAUUAUCCUCCACGGGAAGCUCUAACUGCCCCAACAAUAGUGCAUGCAUCAAGACCAAAGGAGAUUGAGAAGAAGAGGAGGGAUCUUCCAAUAGUCAUGAUGGAGCAGGAGAUAAUGGAAGCUAUAAAGGAGAAUAGUAGUCUUAUUAUAUGUGGAGAGACUGGUUGUGGAAAGACCACUCAAGUUCCCCAGUUCCUUUAUGAAGCUGGCUUUGGUUCAAACCAGUGUAGUGUUAGAAGUGGUAUUAUUGGUGUUACCCAACCACGGCGUGUUGCAGUCCUUGCAACUGCCAAGAGAGUGGCAUUUGAGCUUGGUCUUCGUUUGGGUAAGCAGGUUGGCUUUCAAGUUAGGCAUGACAAAAGGGCUGGAGACAGUUGCUCCAUCAAGUUUAUGACUGAUGGAAUUUUGCUUCGAGAAGUACAGAGUGAUUUUUUAUUGAGGCGUUACUCGGUCAUAAUCUUAGAUGAGGCCCAUGAGAGGAGCCUGAACACAGACAUACUUAUUGGAAUGCUUUCUCGUAUUAUAGUAGCGCGCCAGGGAGAAUAUGAAAAGCAGCAAAGAAAGGUACUUUCAGGAGAAAGAAUAUUGCCUGAAACUAUGAUCUAUCCAUUGAAACUUGUGCUGAUGAGUGCCACCUUGCGGGUUGAGGACUUUGUGUCUGGGAGAAAAAUAUUUCAUAAUCCACCACCUGUAAUAGAAGUGCCAACCCGACAAUAUCCGGUGACUAUACACUUUUCACGGAGGACAGAUAUGGUGGAUUAUAUUGGCCAAGCCUACAAAAAGGUUUUGUCAAUUCACAAGAGGCUGCCUCCUGGAGGAAUACUUGUUUUCGUUACUGGUCAGAGGGAAGUAGAAUAUUUGUGCCGGAAGCUGCGUAAUGCUUCUAGGGAGAUAGCUGAAAAUGGUUCUAAAACAAAUAAUGAGGUACCUGAGGUAUCCGAGGGGAACCCGACUGACGAAUAUGUUAUAAAGGAGAUUAAUGAAGCAUUUGAUGUUCCAGAGCAUUCAAGCCACCAGCCAACUGACCGGUUUAGUUCUUACGAUGGAGAUUAUGGUGAUUUGUCUCAGGAUGAGUCAGAAUUGUCUUAUGAUUCCGCAGAAGAUAGUGAUCUGGAUGUUGUUGGCGAUGAUGAGGAUGCAUUGAACCAGAAAACUCCGGACUUGAAUGGUAAUCUUGCAGAUGUCUUGGGAGAGGAUGGAACCCUUGCUUCACUGAAGGCUGCAUUUGAAUCUUUGGCUGGAAAAUGUACUCCACACUCUGAUUCUGAGGGGGAACAAGUUAUUCCUGUUGUUCCAUCAGGAGACUCAAACCAAUCAAGUUCCAGCUUGGGGCAAAGAUUGGGGGAAACAAAUGGUCCCUGUGCUGGUGCAAUGUGCGUUUUGCCCCUUUAUGCAAUGCUUCCUGCGUCAGCACAGCUUCGUGUAUUUGAAGAGGUUAAUGAAAGAGAGCGGCUAGUUGUCAUUGCCACCAAUGUAGCUGAAACCUCUUUAACCAUUCCAGGUAUAAAGUAUGUGGUUGACACUGGAAGAGAAAAAGUCAAGAACUAUAAUUCUUCCAAUGGCGUUGAGUCAUAUGAAGUACAGUGGAUAAGUAAGGCAUCUGCUGCUCAGCGUGCAGGAAGAGCUGGAAGAACAGGACCUGGCCACUGUUAUCGCCUCUAUUCUUCGGCGGUCUUUAACAACAUAUUUCCUGAAUUCUCAAAUGCUGAAAUUUCAAAAGUACCUGUUGAUGGUGUUGUCCUUCUCAUGAAAUCCAUGAAUAUAGAUAAGGUUGCAAAUUUCCCAUUUCCAACCCCUCCUGAGGCCACUGCCUUGGUUGAAGCAGAGUGCUGCUUAAAGGUUCUUGAAGCAAUUGAUAGCAAAGGAAGGCUGACACAACUAGGAAAGGCCAUGGCACAGUAUCCUAUGAGUCCUCGCCAUUCGCGGAUGCUCCUUACAGUCAUUCAAAUCAUGAGAAAAGUAACACGUUAUGCAAGGGCAAAUCAUGUUCUGGGAUACGCACUUGCAGCAGCUGCAGCUUUGAGCUUGUCAAAUCCUUUCAUUAUGCAGUUUGGAGGAAGCCACACUGAUGAAGAUGGCUUGAAGCAGGAUGAGAAAUCGGGCACUGCUGAUAGCUCCAAAAUUUUAGACAAGGAAGAAAAAUUGAGGAAAAAGAAACUGAAAGAGACCGCUAAAAUAUCGCGUGCAAAAUUUUUGAAUCCUAGGUGUGAUGCAUUGACCAUAGCUUAUGCUUUGCAAUGUUUCGAGCUGUCUGAAAGCCCAGCAGAAUUCUGCAAUGAUAAUGCAUUACACCUCAAAACUAUGGAGGAAAUGUCUAAGCUGAGAAAGCAGCUGCUUAGACUAGUGUUUUACCAAAAUGUUGGUGAUUUGCAGCAAUUCUUGUGGACUCAUGGGACCUUGGAGGAUGUAGAAUGUGCUUGGAGGGUUUCCUCUGAUAAGCAUCCUCUGUUUUCAGAAGAGGAGGAGAUCUUGCGCCAAGCUAUUUGUGCUGGCUGGGCUGAUAGGGUUGCCAAACGCAUUAGAGGAGUUUCAGGGUUGUCAGAAGGAGAUAGAAAAGUUAAUGCAGUUCGUUACCAAGCUUGCAUAGUAAGAGAAACAGUGUUCCUUCAUCGUUGGUCAUCUGUUUCUAAAGCUGCUCCUGAAUUUUUGGUGUACAGUGAACUGCUACAUACAAAACGACCAUAUGUUCAUGGAGCAACGAGUGUGGAACCAAAUUGGCUGGUUAAGUAUGCUGAGUCUUUGUGCAGUUUCUCUGCACCCCUUGCAGAUCCGAACCCUUAUUACGAUCAUCUAUCAGAUCAAGUUUUCCAUUGGGUAAUUCCAACUUUUGGCCCUCAUCUAUGGCAGCUCCCGCACCAUAGUUUGCCCAUAAAAGAUGCUGUGCAUCAGAUGACUGUAUUUGCUUAUUCUUUGCUUCACGGUUCUGUUUUGCCAUGCCUGAAAUCUGUCAGGAAGUUUAUGGCAGCUUCACCUGCUAGCAUUUUUAGGCCAGAAGCAUCAGGUCAUAAAAGAGUUGGAAAUCUUCUAAACAAAUUAAAGAACAGGUUGAGAACUAUUGACAGCUGUGCCAAGUUGAGAGAGGCGUGGAAUGAGAAUCCUAGAGAAUUGCAUUCUGAAAUUCUGGACUGGUUCCAAGAAGGAUUUCAUGACCAAUUUGAAGAGCUCUGGGCAGAAAUGCACCGUGAGGUUCUUCUAGAUCCCCAAGAACGCUUCUGCAAAAGGGUCAAGAGAGAGAAAAGGAAGAUAUUACAGUUACGAAACUGAAUUUGGAUCACCUGUAUGGCCAAACGUUGUGCCUGGUGGUGUACAUCUUUGAAUGACUCUUUAACACAUUUUAUAAAAAGAAGCAAGCUCGGUUAAUUAGAGGAUCCAUGGACAAGAGUUUGAUGCCAGCAAGUGAGUUUUCAGAAUGUCGCGUGGCCCAUCUGUUCUAUAGAAGAAUGGCUAGAAAUUGACUGGAUACUGAGAUGGAGGCAAUUCUGAUACGGAGCUAUCCCAACGAAGGAAAGAUAAAUAAUUGAAACAGCUCAAUUUUAUGGAGUCCUAAAGUAUCAAUAAUUCCUAAAGAUGAAUAAUUGAAAAUGUGUUUUAAUGUUAUACAAUAUCAAUGAUUCAUUAUAUCCAAAUGCUCUGAGGUAAAUUGGAAUCUUUUUUAAGUUGGAAGCACUUCCAAACCCUUUCCUCUGAAAGGGAAUAUUUUCAUAAAUUCAUGAUCUGUUCUGAUUUUAUUUUUCAUCUUUGUUUUAAGUCUAUCUUUUCUCGUUUGCAAUUCAGAAAAACUGAAAUUAUCUUUUUGAAUGCACAACAAUGCUGCCAAACAGGGCAUGAAUGUUUUCAUGGGUCUGUAUUAACAACAUCAUGACGGUGCAGGUGCACAAUUCCAUCGAGGUCAGACUAUAUACUUCUUGGAAUGAAAAUUGUGAAUGUAAAUAAUUUUCUUACAUUGUCACUUCUUCGACUACAUGGAUAUGGAG
Molecule: messenger RNA, 4721 nt
Organism: Ilex paraguariensis (yerba mate)
Lineage: Eukaryota; Viridiplantae; Streptophyta; Magnoliopsida; Aquifoliales; Aquifoliaceae
Source: the annotation of a GenBank genome assembly